AUGGGUAAGAUUCAAUUCUUUGAGGAGGACAACCCAAGGCAGACAGCUGUAGCGAAGCCAACCACAGCCUCAAUUAAAAGUUCUAGAUAUUUGAGUAUAAAUCAUAACCAGGUAGCCAGCAUUCCUAGAGACCUUUGGUUCCUUGAGGAUCUUUCUGAACUUCAGCUUAUCUAUAAUUGGCUCAUUUGCAUAUCUGAGGAGAUUAAGUUCUUGAAGAUGCUCCAGAAACUUCUGGUCAGGAACAACAUUGAUGUUCUGCUGGAGGGAUUUUGUGAUCUUAUAAGCCUAAGAAUCCUAAACAUUGCUGGAAAUAUUAUUCAGAUAUUUCCACCAGGAUUAAGUAGAUUUCAGGAUCUGAAGCUGAGGGAAUUCUACUUUGAGGGAAACCCACUGUUUCUGAAGCAGACUGUUAAUGCUAUGAAACAAGAGGAGGUCUGGAGUCUAUAGGAAAUAACAUCAAGAUUUGUAAUGAAUCAGCUAGCAGAAAAGAAUCAUUUCUCAAUGCAGGCCAUAGGAUGGUACCCACAGGUCAGAACAAUCUCUCAAGGAAGAAAAUGUGCAAUAUGUGGAAAGUAAUUUUUAACCAUAUGGCUGGAAUGUGUUGAAUUUGUUCCUGCAUCAAAAAACUGGAAGAUAAGCAGAAAUCUACAGCUGGUAUCGCCUCAAAUAUUAAUUUGUUCUUACAAAUGUUUUAAUCAAUGGCCAAACCUGUUUGGAAUUACUCAAGUGUAG
Messenger RNA from Hipposideros armiger (great roundleaf bat), 732 nucleotides. It is a transcript of the gene LRRC69, whose product is annotated as leucine rich repeat containing 69. The record is from RefSeq and is a predicted model, not a curated record. Lineage: Eukaryota; Metazoa; Chordata; Mammalia; Chiroptera; Hipposideridae.